Drosophila miranda is the source of this 3099-nucleotide messenger RNA. RefSeq lists its product as uncharacterized. The record is from RefSeq and is a predicted model, not a curated record. Gene Ontology annotation, biological process: negative regulation of transcription by RNA polymerase II; chromatin organization. NCBI's taxonomy places the organism in Eukaryota, Metazoa, Arthropoda, Insecta, Diptera, Drosophilidae. Gene Ontology annotation, molecular function: chromatin binding. The transcript has 2 exons. The coding region runs from base 269 to 1939 and encodes 556 amino acids. Gene Ontology annotation, cellular component: nucleus; pericentric heterochromatin.
GGCAGCAUUACAAAAGUACUCGCACACACGGUUACACAUGGCAGCUGGAGAGCUCUGCUGGCAAGUUAGUUUCCGGCUGUGAAAAACGGUUACAAAAUGUGUAAAAAGUGUUGAAUCACUCAAAGAACAACAGUUGAACACAUAGACGAUAAAAGAGAAAUUGAAUUUUUAUGAAAAUCGCACAGAACAAAACAGCGAAAGAAACAGCGGAAAACCACAAAUUUUCCACGUACGGGCCACCUGUUGCAUCAAAGGCUACAAUAUCCCAAUGCCACGUUGGGGUCAUCGGCCGAAAAUUUGGGAUUUUCAGGUGGAAAGCGUCGUAGACAAGUGUCUGGCAAGUGGAAAUAUUCACUAUUUAGUGCAGUGGUUGGGCCGUAUGGAUCCGGAGUACACCUGGGAGCAUGCGGAGGUACUCGAGUGCCCCGAGGCGAUCCGUAGAUACGAGGAGACGAUGGGAUUCAAUGACCAGCCGAUUGUUUUGGGGAAGCGUAUCUCUUCGGCAUCAUCAUCAUCGUCAUCAUCGUCAUCAUCGUCAUCUGGAGACUCAGCUUCAUCCUGUGUCACCGUAAAGAAGCGGUCAUCGUCAUCGGUAUCAGCAUCGUCGUCGUCAUCGACAUCAUCAUCGACCUCAUUCUUGUCAUUGGUAUCGACAUCGACCUCAUUACAACCGCCAGAAAAGAAGCGCUAUUCGUCAUUUCCAUUGACCACAUCGGUCUCAUCGAAUCACCCGGAAAAGCAGCGCAGUUCCUUAUCGGAAUCCACAUGGGCAUUGUUAUCGUCAUCGGCGGUAUCGGAGUCCUCGUCAUCCGUCCCGCCCCAACCUUCGGACAAGAAGCGAAAUCCAUCACCGCCAUGGCAGCCCCCUCCAGAGAAGCGCAUUUCGUUAUCGCAAUCGACGUGGUCACUGAUGUCGUCAUCGAUAUCCUCAGCGGAAUCAUUCGAGCUCCCGGAAAAGAAGCGCAAUUCGUCGAUGCCGUCGGUAUCGGGCAUAUUCCAACCAAUGAUACCCAAUCCCAAGCGCAAGUCGUCAUCGUCAUCGGUAUCGUCAUCGGAAUCGAAUAUCCCUGAAAAGAAGCGCAAGUCGUCAGCGGCCUCGACCUCAUCGCAUCUACUUGGAAAGAGGAGUAAUUCAGAGAGUAAUUCGAUAUGGGAGUCACCGUUAUCCCCUUCCCCGGAGAACAAUUCGAUGUGGGAGUCCCCCCUGUCCCCGCCAGCAGAAAAGAGGCGUAAAUCAUCGGAAAAGAAGCGUAAAUCAUCCGAAAAGAGGCGAAAGUCAUCUGAGAAGAAGCGCAAAUUAUCUAGAAUGUCAAUGUACUCGGAUAUAUCCGACACACCAGCAUCCCCACCACUGGAGAAGAGUCUUAACUUGUCUCGAAUGUCUAUGUACUCGGAUAUAUCGGACUCACCCGCUUCUCCUCCACCGGAAAAGAGGCGCAAAUCAUUUGGAAUGCCAAUGAUAUCAGUGAAAUCGGAGCUAUCGUAUAUACCGGUGAAAUCGGAGCUAUCGGAUUUAUCGAACGUAUUGAACGCAUCGGAGGUAUCGGUAAAAUCGGAGUUAUCGCAGGUAUCAUCAGCCCAACGGGAAGUAAGGGAGCCAUGGUAUAUGCGUAAUCUGGAUCCUAGCGCCGGGCCGAGGGGCUUCGCCCGUGGCCUGGAACCGGUGAAGGUACUGGGCGCCACCGAUGCUUUGGGCGACAUCAUGCACUUGAUGCAGUGGAAGGGCUGCUCCCAGUUCGACCUGGUGUCGCAUGAGGAGACCAGCAUCUUGUGUCCCCAGCUGGUCAUCGAGUAUUACGAGCAGCGUCUGUCCUGGCACAAUGUCCCCAACGUCACGGAUGUCAUACUCGGUGUCAAGAAUUGGAAGCAGAAGGGCUACAUCAACCGAUACAGAGACAGAUAUGGCAAAAAAGGUACGAGGCCAACCGAAAUUCUGUGAUUUUUCUAUGAUGAAUCAUAGGAUACAAAAAUAUCAAAUAUAUAUAACCAAUAAAUGUACACAAAUACUAUGUAUAUGAACGUGUGUGAAAAUAUCUACUAGAGAUGCAUACAAUGUUUUUUUUUUUGAAGAAGAUACUAUGAGAAGAUAUAGAUAAAUGUGCGAAAAUAUCUACUAGAGAUGCAUAAAAAGUGUUUUUUUUUUUUGAAGAAAAUUCAUAUGUGCGCAAAGGAUGAAAUGGAAGAGAGCAUACAAUAUAAGAACCUAUACUCUAUAUACACAUUUUUUUUGUGAGUUUAUUCACCAUAAAACUAUGUACUAAGACGUGCCAUGUACUUAGUACGACGAGACGAGUAGGAGAGAAAGAUAAAUACGGCUAUUUUUUUGAGAGAUUGUAUGAGAUUGUAUAUGUACGAGGCAGAAAGCAUAGACCUAACUUAAGUUGUUUUCUUUUUUUUGGAAACUAUUUCAAAGAAAUAAUAUAUGCGCUGUGGUUUGAUAGUAAAAAGUAGAUGAAGAAUGCAAAUUUUUGUGAAUUUUUGUUCACCAAAAAUACUUGCAUAUAUACCAAACAGAUAGUUUUUGAAAAGUACUCUCGUACGAGAUUUAUAGAUGAAAAUUUACCAAAACUUUUUUGUUGGUUUUUUAUAUUUUUGCAUCCUAAGAAUAUCUACAAUGAAAAGAUGGUAACGUUAUUUUCAUUUAAAAAAACAAAAAAACACGAAAAAAACAAUGCUCUGAAGAAGAAACUCCUAAAAUACGAUUUUGUGUGAAUUUGUACACCAAAAUCCAACUAAAAAACAAAUAGAGAAGAGAUUUUAUGAAAGCUAUGUAUGUACCGGAGUGGAGUAGAAUGGAAUUUAUUUUUGAAUUUGUUGAUCGAUGUGCAGUAAAUGGCAUACUAAAACCCAUUUUAAAACAUAUUUAGUACGUGUUCUUUAAACCGUACAAUAGCCAUACAUAUAUCAAUGAAAUACGAUACAGGAAUACAUGGAAAUAUUUCCAGCGAAAAAUAUGGAAAUGCUCACACACACACACAUAACACAUAACACAUGGAUGUAAUAUUAUUGGCAAGGGGCGAGGGAAAACCCACCUUGUUUAAUCAGCAUUAAUUAACUACGUUUCAAUGUUAUGCUCUUGAUGUGAAUAAAAAAUAUAUA